CAGGGGGGAGGAAGACGCCGCCACCUCUAUCGUUUGUAUGUGGGUAAGCGUGCUGGUGUCGCCCGAGCACGCCUCUCCUGAGCUCUUCCCACUGUCCGAUACUUGCGUGACCGACGCUCUAAUUCCUUGCUCCGCCCGUUUCAGCCAUGGAAUCUCCGGCGGUUCCUCCGCUCUUAUUCCCUCUGUGAUCUCAACCCCUGCGGCGAGGAAAAGAGAGAGAAGAGGAAACACAGCACCGAAAACAGUGCAUUAAGUAAAACAAAUCGAAUUAAAAGCGGAAGCCUUUCGAAAGAUCGUAUUUUGAGAGUUCCUGAGGUUAAUAAUGGUGGUUUGCCAUGUGGGUGUUCGAUUUCCUGGCCUGGCGUUGAGGGUUUUGGGAGAUUGAACGCGGACUUUGGCGGGGAGAGAGUAAAAAGGGAGACCGCUUUUCCUCUGUUUUUGUUCCGAGGUUUUUUGUCCCUUUUGAGCAUGGUCGUCGUCUGAGAAGUUUUUCUCAGGGCUCCUCCCGGCUGUGGAGGGCUUGGAAGGGAGUUCCAUUCGUGUCCUCUUAUUCUGUCAGCGUUUUCUGAUCUUCUUUUGGUAUUUUCUUCUUGGAUGAUAGUUUAAACGCUGUCCUCUGUCUUCCUUCCACCAGCCUAUGCUAGUUCCUCCUGGUUUUCUUUUGUUAUAAACUUUUAUUGUUUGUAUUUAUAUAGCUAGUUGGUGUUUCUUCAAUACAGUUGUAAUCUUUUCUGGUUCCUUUCCCCUGUGCACUAAAACAGAAAAAGUCGCUCUCUGUUCCUCUUAAUUCUUUCUUCCAUUAUUUUCCCUCCAAACAAAAAAAAAUCUUUCUCCCAUUAACCAGAAGAGUCAUGGAAGAAGAUUUUAGGAAAGGAGAAGAAUGUCCUCAUCUGCUUGAUCUCAUUCCAAAUGAGAGAGAUUGGAUGGUCAAGGAAGUGGGUGGAGGAGGAAAAGGAUUUGGAGUCAUAGAAGAGAAAAAGCUUGAGCUGAGGCUUGGCCUCCCUGGGAGUGAAGACUGGCCAGCAGUUAUGGGGAAACAAGAAGAGCAUUCUGUUGAGUCUGCUCUAUCUCUUGGUCACUACAAGCUUUGUAAAACCUCAGGCAUCAAUCCUUCUUCUGUUGGAGCCAAAAGAGGAUUUUUUGACACAGUUGAGUCCAAAACAGAAGUUUUUCAACAGCAGCAACAACAGCAUCCUGGCUUUCUCCAACUUCAGGCUAAAGGGAAGGACUUAUCACCGAAGACAAAUGGGAGAGCAGAGCAGCAGAGCCUUGAGAGAAAGGCAUGUGGAUCUUCAGUAGCGCAUGGUUCUGCUGCUGCUCCUUCUCGUAAUGCAGCUGGAGCCAACAACAGCUCCCAGACAAGCAGGACUGCCACAACUCCGGUUGUUGGGUGGCCUCCCAUUCGUUCCUUCAGAAGGAAUCUUGCAAGCACUUCCAAACCAUCCCUUGAAUCAGAGAAUGGAGGCCUGGAAACAGCAAUUAAGCCUGAGAAUGGUGGGAAAGGCUUGUUUGUGAAGAUCAACAUGGAUGGAAUACCCAUUGGAAGAAAAGUAGAUUUGAAGGCCUAUGAUAGCUAUGAGAAGCUUCCUCUGGCCGUCAAUGAGCUCUUUCAAGGCCUUCUUGCAGCUCAAAGGGAUCCUCUUGCUGCUGGAAAUCAGAAGAAUCCUGAAGAAAAGCCAGCAAUUACAGGUUUACUAGAUGGAAAUGGCGAAUAUACUUUGGUUUAUGAAGACGAUGAAGGCGACAAGAUGCUGGUGGGGGAUGUCCCUUGGGACAUGUUUGUUUCCAUGGCGAAGAGAUUGCGUGUGUUGAAGAGUUCCGAGCUUUCUGCAUCUUCUCUUCUCCAGCUGGGAGCAGUCACCAGGAAAAGAACAGCAGCCGAGUGUUGAGAUGGGAAGAUGAGGAUCUGUUAUAGAUUGUACAUUGAACAUCUACUUCUUUUUGGCAAGCUUUGGAAGAUGCUUCUAAGUGGAUCUUUUUUUUUUCUUCCUUGACUUCUCUCCUUAAGAGCGAAGCUCAAGCUUUUCGAGCUAUCUUCGGCGUUUCCUUUCAGAUCUGGGUUUACGGGAAACAACGAGAAAGAUGCUGGUAGGAAUUUGAUAGUAUCUCAUAUGUAAAUGUAUAAGGAAGACAGUAAUGUUUGGAGCUAUGAUAAUUAGCUAUGUAUUCAUGAAGCCGAUUUUAUUGCGGUUUCCUGUUCUCAGUUCGUGCAGAUCUAAUUCGUAAGUGUGAGAAAUCUAUUGAAAUAUUUCGGCUAGCCCUUAGCAUAACAA
Molecule: messenger RNA, 2273 nt
Organism: Phoenix dactylifera (date palm)
Lineage: Eukaryota; Viridiplantae; Streptophyta; Magnoliopsida; Arecales; Arecaceae
Product: auxin-responsive protein IAA2-like
Biological process (GO): regulation of DNA-templated transcription
Cellular component (GO): nucleus
Source: RefSeq, a predicted model, not a curated record